GCAUGAAGGUGGUGAUGCCGAAGCGGGUAGUGGUGCUGCUGCUAGUUUGGCACGUCGAAACAGCGUACGCGCUCGUGCUAAUAUGUUUCAGCAGCUGCAGGAGAAGACUAGGGGCACAGAGGCGGCAGCGGCAGCUGCCACGGCGCUUAGUCGUGAAGAGCAGCGAACUUCACCACGACGGGCACCGCGUCAGCUUUCGCCUACGCUUGCCGCGACAGCCACACCACCAAUCAGCAUAUCCAACAUUGGCGACAGCAGCGAUGAGCCGAAAACGCCACAAAAUCCACCCAGAACGGAUGAGGAAAUCGGUGAGUGUUAUGCCAGAAAAUUCGAAAUGCGACGCAAGCAAAAACAACGCGUCCGUUUGCCAUAUCCUCCUUCUCCUCUGCAUACGCACCAAAUCAAACCCAAGCCCAAAUCCAAAUCCCAUUGCGGCAAAGCAACCACCCUCCUUUCACAAUAUUCCCAUCAAUUUUGUCGACAUCAUCAUCAACGUUUUAGCGUUUUGAAUGCAGAUUUUGUUGUUCGUUUAUGUUCGAUUUUAACACAUUACAUAAUUCGUCGCCUAAAUUCGAAACUAUUUAAAAUGUCAAUGCGAUAA
Rhagoletis zephyria (snowberry fruit fly) is the source of this 601-nucleotide messenger RNA. RefSeq lists its product as uncharacterized. The record is from RefSeq and is a predicted model, not a curated record. NCBI's taxonomy places the organism in Eukaryota, Metazoa, Arthropoda, Insecta, Diptera, Tephritidae.